AUGAGCGCUACCAGCCCCUCAAGACAUCGACCGAUAUCGUUUGUGGGGAAGUGGCUGGAUACGAUAGAAGAAACAGCGGCACCACAGUCCACUAGCUACCCCGGCCGCAGGUCUUUACCACGUUCGAGCAAAUCAAACCUCACUGGGUCCACACUCGUUGGCCCACGCCGGCGACAAUAUACCGGUAUCUCUCUAGAUACUCGUCCUCGUGUGGUCUACGUCGAGUCCGCGAGCCCUAGAAAGAGCAGAAAAGACGCCUUCCGCGCCGUCUUUCACAGCUGGAAAGCCACUCUUACCACGCGGACAACGAGCCAUGAAGCCUUCCCAGCAGCCCUUCGCGAUAACCCCGAGCUCGCCAUUGCAGAGCUCAGCUCGCAUUUGUCCGCCAACUUUGCGGUCUUAAUCGAGGCGGCUCUGCGGAACAGCCCGUCAAAGGCGCUGUCUGCUCGCCAGAUAUGCAAGGAGAUCAUGCGAGCGGAUCAUUGGUACCGCGCCCAUAAGAAAUUCGGCUGGCAGGAAUGUGUCGCGCGCGAACUUUCCUCGAACCCCGUGUUCCAACCGGUGAUCGAAUGCCGCCAGGGUAGGGUUAGGAAUAAGGGGGUGAAGUGGCAACUCACCGCAGUUGAUCCUUCUCUUGCGAUUACGACUGCUCCCUGGCGGGCGCCGCGGAAUUCGGUUCCCUAUCCGCUGGAGCUAUCAACUGAAGCGGAAUCUACUGAGAGGCAGAUGGAGCAGUCCCGCCCUGAAGGUACAGACACGCCGCAAGCUCCUCGUCCGUCUUUAGCGGCGCUUGCCACCGCGUCUGUAUUAUCAUCGACACUACCCCUACAUCCUCAACCUGCGGAAGAUCCAAUCGCAAAGAAAGAGGCUUUGGUAUCCUUUACGGCACUUGGCCCUUCUCGUAGCCCCGCGAUAAUAUCAUACAACGAUGCGCCUCCACCUUCGCACCAGUCUGGUGAGAAUGUAUUCAGGCCUGACAAGGCCGACGAUACCGAGGGAGGAUCGGAGCUGCCUCGAGGUCGCGGAUCGAAUGAUGAGCAAAAGCACCCUGGACGCAGUGACGGCAAUGAAAAUAGGAAGCGCCAGCGAUUAUCCUCGCCUGAACGGACAAGGUCCAGACGCAAAUUUGCAGCAUUGUAUCAUAUUUCACCGGUGCCGCCGCCUCUACGGCCUCAACUACCUCGCCUAAACAUCCCCGAGUCUCUGCCCGUCCAAGUGGACAAUAGCGCACGCCCAAGUCCAGCUUCCUCAACUGCGGCCACGGCAGACCUGACCCCUGCCGACACCAGCUCGACCCAGGCCCCCACACCCAGCAACAGCAGCGACCAGCAGUCGUCUAAUUCUCGUAUUCCUAUUACUGAGGCACUGAAAACUCUUGUAUACCGCAUUCAGCGCAUUGAGGAACGGCUUUCUACGUGUGAAGAAAAUACGACCCGGUUGCUACAGAAGUGUGAAAUGCCGUCAGGCCAUGGUCCAAACAUGAUGAUCCCCACGCAAAUGGCUGAAGCAUCACUUCUUGGGGGCUCUAUUUAUUCUCAAUGCAUCGCUUCAGACGGCUCCAUGCUUUCUCCAGGCAGUCAUAAUCCAAGCAUCCGGUCUAACAGCUCUCUGUCAAACUGCCCCCCGCUCGGCUCGUCCACGGCUGUAACCACUGGGACACCUUCAGAAAACACACCUAGUGAGGAACUCUUUUCGCCGGACUUUGAUGUGCACUUGCCUUUCGGAAACCCAGAGAAUCUAGGUGCCGGAGCAACCGACACCGAUGCUGAUGGCGGCCUGGUAGAAGACAGUUUUAUGCCCGACCUGGACUUCGAAGCCUGGAACGAGGAGCAUAUUGGAGCAUUUGGGUCGGUGCCUAGUUUCGUCUUCAGUAGUUGCUGA
This is a messenger RNA of Aspergillus nidulans FGSC A4, 1881 nucleotides long. RefSeq lists its product as uncharacterized. The transcript is spliced from 3 exons. Bases 1 to 1881 code for a protein of 626 amino acids. Gene Ontology annotation, molecular function: sequence-specific DNA binding; DNA binding; DNA-binding transcription factor activity. Gene Ontology annotation, cellular component: nucleus. Lineage: Eukaryota; Fungi; Ascomycota; Eurotiomycetes; Eurotiales; Aspergillaceae. The record is from RefSeq and is a predicted model, not a curated record. Gene Ontology annotation, biological process: regulation of DNA-templated transcription.